UCUAGUCAUAUUAAUGAACUAACGAUAACUCCACUAUUUUCAGCGAAUGUGGAAGCAGUAAUCGGACAUUCUGUGAAGGUUCCCUGCAACAUUCCAACUCCACUAUCUGCGGGUGAAGCGUCUCUCAUACUGUGGUACCGCCAGGGUGAACCCAAUCCAAUCUACACCUUGGACGUACGAAACAAACCGGCUGUGCAUUUCCCUGCGUCCAACAGAACAUCCUUCAAUAUCGACACCCACCCACCAGUACUGGUCAUCCAGUCCGUGAACCCAGAAGACGAGGGGUAUUACAAGUGCAGGGUGGACUUGAAAAAGUCAAGAACUCUUAUACUACACAGCAGGUUGAAAAUCAUAGUUCCCCCUGGAGAACCCAUGCUGAUGGAUGAGUACGGACAGAGACUGUACGGAAUUGUGGGUCCUUACGACGAAGGAGCGUGGGUCACUCUCGUCUGUGAAGUGGAUGGAGGUAAUCCUCUACCAUCUGUCACGUGGUGGAAAGGAGAUGUUUUAUUGGACGACAGUUAUGAGGACACUGACCAGGGAUUCGUGAGAAACGAGAUGGUCGUGGACAGGAUAGAACGCAAGGACUGGAUGACCAACUACACUUGCAAAGCUUCCAACACAAUUGCAACAACACCCAAAUCAGCUUCCAUAAAACUGGACAUGAAUCUGGCUCCUCAAGAAGUGAAAAUAAUUCUUCCAGAAAAAUUCAUCAGGGCUGGCGAAGAGCAAGGAGUCGUCUGCCAGACGAGAGGAUCGAGACCUCGGGCACUCACAUCCUGGUGGAUCGACGGGAAGAAACUGGAAGGGAGCUCCGAACUUUUGGCCGACGACGGUAACGUAACGUUGAGCGCACUUCACUUCACUCCCACGUGGGCUGACAACGGCCGGUUGCUGGUGUGUCGAGCUACUAACCCUGCCCUUCCGAAAAAGUUGAUGGAAACAGAAACGACUUUAGAUGUGCAAUUUUUGCCACGUCUCAACCUGACUCUUGGCCACGUGUUGAGCAUCAGGGAAGGUUCGAAUGUCUACCUGGAGUGUAGAGUGGAAUCGAAUCCCCCCAUCCUCAACAUGACUUGGAGAUUUGAGAAUCGUUCCCUAACAUUCUACAGAAGUAUUGGUUUCGUUAUUCUUAACAGAACGCUUCUGCUGCAAAAGGUGAGGCGAGCUCAUUCCGGCAACUACACAUGCCAUGCCCACAAUGACGUAGGAGAAGGAUCCAGCAAUCCACUGCAUAUUCGAGUCCAAUAUGCUCCAAUUUGCAAGCAUUCAGAAAUGAAAAUGUACGGCGUCUCUCCAUCAGAAACAGUUCAUUUGAGCUGUGACUUAUUGUCUGAUCCGGCCACCACUGAAUAUCGAUGGUCACUGAAUAAUACUUCUGAUGUCCCUAUAGACUGGAUGAAUGGAUCGACGCUUCUUUACUCAGCUGAAAAUGGCUUCGGAAUGGUUAAGUGCUGGGGUGCGAACAGAAUUGGAACACAAAAAUCUCCCUGUCUGUUUAUGAUUGUACCUGCAGCUAAUCCAGAAGUACCCCAGGACUGCGAUAUAAAAAACCAAACAUCUUUUUUCAUGACUAUCGAAUGCAAGUCCGGUUAUGAUGGUGGCUUACCCCAACUUUUUCAUUUAGAAAUAUACGAUUCUAACAGCGAACGUCUCAUAAGAAACCAGACAGUGGCUGGAAGUCCGGCAUUUCAGACAUAUUUAAAUGCAGCUCAUGCACCCGUGUCGGAUUCACAAGUUCAUACAUGA
Messenger RNA from Parasteatoda tepidariorum (common house spider), 1749 nucleotides. RefSeq names its product protein turtle homolog B. Gene Ontology annotation, molecular function: protein binding. NCBI's taxonomy places the organism in Eukaryota, Metazoa, Arthropoda, Arachnida, Araneae, Theridiidae. The record is from RefSeq and is a predicted model, not a curated record.